UGGACGGGGCUGCCUCGCGACGGCGGGCGCUUAGGAGCGGAGCCACCUGCCGGCUGACGGGCGGGCAGGCGCAGCGGGGCUGGCCCGAGAAGGAGAGAGGGCGGAUCCCCUCCGCCCCGAGGCCGAGCUCCGCCGCCCGCUCCGCCCUCGCUCCGCUGCGUGGCGCACAAGAAAGACCCGGAGCGCGAGGGGGCAACAGCGACGCGCCACGCAGCCUCGGGAAGGCAGGACAGGAGGGAAGGGACGGGGAGCGCCUCGAGGAAAGGGAAGUCGCCGCCGCGGGAAGGAGGGAGCCCGGCUGGGCGCCAUGGGCGAGGGGGAGCCGCUGAGCAUGGCCGACUACCUGAUCAGCGGCGGCACCGGCUACGUCCCCGAGGAUGGCCUGACGGCCCAGCAGCUCUUCGCUAUUGCCGACGGCCUCACCUACAAUGACUUCCUGAUCCUUCCAGGCUUCAUUGACUUCACAGCGGACGAGGUGGACCUGACAUCGGCACUGACCCGCAAAAUCACCUUGAAGACGCCUCUCAUUUCCUCCCCAAUGGACACAGUCACAGAGUCGGACAUGGCCAUCGCAAUGGCGCUUAUGGGCGGAAUUGGGAUAAUCCAUCACAACUGCACUCCCGAGUUCCAGGCCAACGAGGUCCGCAAGGUCAAGAAAUUUGAGCAGGGCUUCAUUACAGACCCCGUGGUAUUGAGUCCGGCCAACACGGUGGGUGACGUUUUUGAGGCCAAGAUCAGGCACGGCUUCUCGGGCAUCCCGGUCACUGAGACAGGCAAGAUGGGGAGCAAGCUGGUGGGCAUCGUCACCUCCCGGGACAUCGACUUCCUUUCUGAGAAGGAUUACGGCACGCCCCUCAGCGAGGUCAUGACAAAGCGAACCGACCUUGUGGUGGCGCCUGCUGGUGUCACGUUGAAAGAAGCCAAUGGGAUCCUGCAACGGAGCAAGAAAGGGAAGCUCCCCAUUGUGAACGACGUGGAUGAGUUGGUGGCCAUCAUUGCUCGCACCGACUUGAAAAAAAACCGGGACUACCCGUUGGCCUCCAAGGACUCGCGGAAGCAGCUGCUGUGCGGGGCAGCCAUCGGCACCCGGGAGGACGACAAGUACCGGCUGGACCUGCUGAUGCAGGCGGGCGUUGAUGUGGUCGUGCUGGACUCAUCUCAGGGAAAUUCCGUAUAUCAGAUCGGCAUGAUCCACUACAUCAAGCACAAAUACCCAGAGCUACAAGUCGUCGGUGGCAAUGGAUGCACAGUGGUGACAGCGGCUCAGGCCAAGAACCUCAUCGAUGCUGGCGUGGAUGCGUUGCGGGUGGGCAUGGGCUGUGGCUCCAUCUGUAUCACACAGGAAGUGAUGGCGUGCGGCCGGCCCCAAGGCACAGCAGUGUACAAAGUGGCAGAGUACGCCCGCAGGUUCGGCGUGCCUGUGAUUGCCGACGGCGGCAUCCAGACCGUGGGCCAUGUGGUCAAGGCGCUCUCUUUGGGAGCCUCUACCGUUAUGAUGGGCUCCUUGCUGGCCGCCACCACAGAGGCCCCCGGUGAAUACUUUUUCUCAGAUGGGGUUCGGCUGAAAAAGUACCGCGGGAUGGGCUCCCUUGAUGCCAUGGAGAAAAGCAGCAGCAGCCAAAAGCGCUACUUCAGCGAGGGAGACAAAGUAAAGGUGGCGCAAGGGGUUUCUGGAUCUGUCCAGGAUAAGGGCUCCAUCCAGAAGUUUGUGCCCUACCUGAUUGCUGGCAUCCAGCACGGCUGCCAGGACAUUGGCGCAAAGAGCCUCUCCAUUCUGCGGUCUAUGAUGUACUCCGGUGAACUUAAGUUUGAGAAACGGACAAUGUCGGCCCAGAUCGAAGGGGGUGUCCACGGUCUCCACUCUUACGAGAAGCGGCUGUACUGAGGACGGGUUCCGGAGCAGCAGCCAGAGGACAGUCCUCAACGUCGCCCCUCCUGCCGCUGCCACCCGUUACCGCUGCACCUGACCAGCCAGCUCGCCUGUCCUGGCUCCUGAGGUUGUGCCAACAGGCAAAGACUUGCACUAUGGAUCUUUUGACUGGUGCCGGAUGAGUGCACCAUCGCUCUCUCCUCCCCCCCACCCCACUCCUGAGGGCUGUACAUUUGGGAUUAACUCCUCAUGGGCAGGAACUGCUGGGAGCCUCUUUGGGGCUGGGGAGUGUUACCCCCACACACACUUUGUGCUUUCUCUUGACGACUGGCUCCCUAUCCUGGCCGAGUGGGGGGCAGGCAGAAGGAGGUGGCCAGAAGCCAGGCUCUGUAGGUAGCCGUAGGUAGUGCUGGCUGUUCUUCUGGCUGGGCUGAAGCCAUUUCUCUACAGGCCCUAACACAGAGUGAGCCUCAGGCUUCCCCUGUUCCCAGAGCCUGUUGGAGAGAGGAGCCUUCCUGUGUCCUCAUUCCUUCCCAGAAGCAUUCGCUGUAGGGUGGCAGGCGGUUGCAGCCUCCCCCUUUGUACAGCCUCCCCCACCCCCCAGCCAGGUUUGCUGGGGCACCUGCUUCCUGCUGGUGUUGCUUUCCAGGGCGCGAAAACGUUCCCCUGGGACUCUGCAAUCCAUCUCGCCUCAGGCGGCCCUUCGAGAGGUUGUGCAGGCAAAGGUGGCACCGGCUACCCUUGGGGUGAUGUGAUGCUGGGCAUCAGAAUAACUGUUGCGGAAAGGGUGUGUGUGGAGGGUGUCGCCGCCUCUGCCUGAACGCCUGCCGCCUCUGUCUGGCACACAAAUCCUGGCAGGGUAGAGGAAGCGCCCCCCCCCCCCCCGGCCAAAGGUGUUUCAGGGUCUUAUUCCUGCCCUGCGGGGGUAAGGGAGAGGCCUCUGCUGCUGUCACUGCCCUCAGCUCCACAGGGUCCUAGGGCCUUCAGUUUCAUUCCCCUCAUUCCUUCCUUCGCCCAACGGCUGUAACUUUUGCGCAUGUUAAAGGUCCAAUGUUGUGUCACUCUAUUAUUAAAUAAUAAAGCUACAGAGCAUCA
This is a messenger RNA of Rhineura floridana, 2965 nucleotides long. RefSeq names its product inosine monophosphate dehydrogenase 1 (gene IMPDH1). The transcript has 15 exons. Gene Ontology annotation, molecular function: IMP dehydrogenase activity. The record is from RefSeq and is a predicted model, not a curated record. Gene Ontology annotation, cellular component: cytoplasm. Gene Ontology annotation, biological process: GTP biosynthetic process. The coding region runs from base 308 to 1885 and encodes 525 amino acids. NCBI's taxonomy places the organism in Eukaryota, Metazoa, Chordata, Lepidosauria, Squamata, Rhineuridae.